Molecule: messenger RNA, 987 nt
Organism: Jaculus jaculus (lesser Egyptian jerboa)
Lineage: Eukaryota; Metazoa; Chordata; Mammalia; Rodentia; Dipodidae
Product: TBC1 domain family member 22B-like
Exons: 2
Coding region: 1-615 (204 amino acids)
Biological process (GO): activation of GTPase activity
Molecular function (GO): GTPase activator activity
Source: RefSeq, a predicted model, not a curated record
AUGACCUGUGAUUGGUAUGUCCAAGGGAUCAACGACCUGGUCACUCCAUUCUUUGUCGUCUUCCUCUCAGAAUACGUGGAAGAGGAUGUGGAGAACUUUGACGUGACCAACUUGUCUCAGGACAUGCUGCGGAGCAUUGAGGCCGACAGCUUUUGGUGCAUGAGCAAGCUGCUAGAUGGGAUCCAGGGUAACUACACGUUUGCCCAACCCGGGAUCCAGAAGAAGGUCAAGGCACUGGAAGAGCUCGUGAGCCAGAUCGAUGAGCAGGUCCAUAAUCACUUCUGGAGGUACGAGGUGGAGUACCUGCAGUUCGCCUUCCGCUGGAUGAACAACCUGCUCAUGCGGGAGCUGCCCCUGCGCCGCACCAUCCGCCUGUGGGACACGCACCAGUCUGAACCUGAAGGGUUCUCCCACUUCCAUCUCUACGUGUGUGCGGCCUUCCUGAUCAAGUGGAGGAAGGAGAUCUUAGACGAGGAAGGUUUUCAGGGCCUCCUCAUGCUGCUGCAGAACCUGCCCACAAUACAUUGGGGCAACGAAGAGAUCGGGCUACUGCUGGCCGAGGCAUACAGACUCAAGAACAUGUUUGCCAAUGCCCCCAACCACUACCGCCGAUAGGUGCUGUCUACCCCCCAGGGAGCCAGACUGCCCCCAUCCCUGAUGGCAAUCUGAUCACUGUGGCCACUGUGCGAGCCGUGGACCCCAGCCAGAAGCACUCCUGCUGUACAGAGCUCACCCUCACAGCCCAGGUCUGAACUUUGGACAUCCACCACUCCACGUCUCCGGAUCUGUCUCUUGGACCACUGUCAGUAUUCCGUGCCAUGUGGAUGGGCCCAGCUCUGGGAAAGGACAUAAAAGGAGGUACAGGGUUGUCUGCCCCUUUAAAAGACACUGGACAAAAGAAGGGGAGGCUCAGGGUCUCAAUGCUCACUGUCCCUACAUGCACUGGCUGGCUCUGGCCUCCAGGACCCUACUGAUAACUGUUGGUUU